AGUAACACCAAUGAGUUUGAGGAUCCAUGUUAAAGAUACUCAUGGGAUAUUGCCUUUAUAAAGGUUGGUUUUUGCAUUAAAAGAAAUCAAAGAUUCGGGUUUUACUGAGAGGGAAGCAUGGAGAAUAUUGAGAAGAGCAAAAUAAUGAUAGUAGGAGCAACAGGUUAUCUUGGGGAUUACAUGGUGAGGGCAAGCCUUUCCUUGGGUCAUCCUACUUUUGCUUAUAUUCGUCCAAUUCACACUUCCUCUCAGCUUUCCAAACUCCAUCAUCUUCUAUCUCUAGGCGUCACCGUCUUUCAAGGGGAGUUAGAUGAGCAGGAGAAGCUGGUCUCUUGUCUUCAACAGGUUGAUGUUGUCAUUUCCACGCUGGCUGUUCCUCAGCAUUUGGAGCAACUCAAGCUAAUCAAGGCCAUCAAACAAGCUGGCAAUAUCAAGAGAUUUGUUCCCUCAGAAUAUGGAAAUGAAGUGGAUAGAGUGAAGGCGCUUCCACCAUUCGAGGCUCUUCUUGAAAACAAGAGGAAGAUAAGAAGAGCAACAGAAGAAGCAGGAAUCCCCUACACUUAUGUCUCCGCUAACUCAUUUGCAGCCUACUUCAUCAACUAUCUGCUUCACCCACAUGAUCUCAAAUGCCAACACAUUCUUGUUUAUGGCACUGGUCAAGCCAAGGCUGUAUUGAAUCAUGAGGAAGAUGUGGCAUUUUACACCGUGAAAGCAGCAACAGAUAAGAGAGCAGAAAACCGAGUGGUUAUCAUUAGACCUGAAGGGAAUAUUAUCUCCCAGUUGGAGUUGAUAACUUUAUGGGAAAACAGGACAAAUCGUGCCUUUAAACGGCAACAUAUACCUGAAAAGGAGAUGAUCAAGCAGUGUGAAACGCUGGAUUUUCCAGAGAAUAUACGUGUGGCUAUACUUCACAACGUGUUCGUGAAAGGAGCACAAACGAUGUUUGAAUUGAGCCCUGAAGAUGUGGAGGCUUCCAAGUUAUAUCCUGACCACAAGUACACUUGUGUUGAGGCUCUCCUCGAUGUGUUCUUGGCUAAUCCUCCGCAGCCAAUAGUAGCUAAAUUUGCAUGAACAAUCUGCCUCCCUGCAUUUCAGGUUGUGUUUCCGUGUACUUGGAUUUUACCUAUAAAAAUCAUGAUAUUAAAAUCCAAUCCGAUCCACAGAUCACACCAGUAAUGUGAACUAGUUUCACACGAAUAUUUCAUGUUUUUCUUCUCUUGUUGAGUACUCUUCUGGUUCUAAAUAUAAAAUCUGUAAAUUAUAUUACAAAAUGAAUCUUAUAUUUAGGAUAAAAGGAGUAUGAAAUAAUGUCAUUUUGAGUUAAUAAAAAUAAUGAAUAAAUAGCAGUAUAAUUUA
Neltuma alba is the source of this 1356-nucleotide messenger RNA. RefSeq names its product isoeugenol synthase 1. Gene Ontology annotation, molecular function: oxidoreductase activity. Bases 118 to 1071 code for a protein of 317 amino acids. The transcript is spliced from 5 exons. Lineage: Eukaryota; Viridiplantae; Streptophyta; Magnoliopsida; Fabales; Fabaceae. The record is from RefSeq and is a predicted model, not a curated record.